This is a messenger RNA of Meloidogyne enterolobii, 2330 nucleotides long. The record is from the annotation of a GenBank genome assembly. Lineage: Eukaryota; Metazoa; Nematoda; Chromadorea; Rhabditida; Meloidogynidae.
AAUUGGUGAAAUUAUUUCAAGUAUUUUCCCAGAUGGAAUACCUGGAGGAACAGAUCAAGUACUUCUUUUAAAUUUGAAAUAAAAAAUCCUUUAAAGCCAAUAUUUCCUGGAAUAUAUGCUGUUGUUGGAGCAGCAUCAUUAACUGGGGCAAUAACUCAUUCUGUUUCUGUUGCAAUGAUUUGUUGUGAAAUAACCGGACAAUUAAUUUAUAUAAUACCUUUAAUGAUUGCUGUAAUUAUUGCUAAUGCUGUUUGUGCUUAUAUACAACCAUCAAUAUAUGGUAAAUAAUUAAUUAAGGAUCUUUAAUGAAUUGAUGUACGGGAAAAGAGAGAUUUUUGUUUUUAAAUAAAAUCGGGUUCGGGGAAUUGGGAAGCAUGAUUAAAACCAAUAAAGAUAUCGAGAAACUAAUAAUAAUAUUGAACUAUUUUGAGAUGUAAUGAUUGGCAUCAAAAAUUUGCCAUAUUUGCCGGACAUUCCGCCUUCAAAUGCCGAGUAAUUUACUAUAAUUAUCAUUCAUUUGCUUAAUCUAACAAUCUUUUAGAGUUCAUCUUUAUGCUGCAGAAAAUAUAAUGGAAGCUAAUGUUCGAUAUAUUUGUCGAGUAACUAAAUUCGAGGAAAUCCGAAAAUUAAUUAUUGAAAUGCCAAAAUUACGUUCAUUUCCUGUCGUUGAUGAUCCAACAUCAUUAAUGUUAUUAGGAUCAAUUUCUCGUAGAACAAUUUUGGAAAUAUUAAAUGCCCAAAUAGGUGAAGAAGCAAGAAAAAGAGAGGCUGAAAGGAGAAUUCGAAUUGCUAUUGAAACAAUUGAUAAACACUUUCGAGAGGCUCAAAUGGAUGAAACUAAAUCAGAUUCUGAAUGUACAGCAAUUGGCUUAACAAAGUUAAAUGGACAAGAACGGCUUUUAGAAGAUUUGGAUAAGGAGGAAGAGGAAGAUGGACGGAGAAGAGUAUUUAGUCAUGGAGCUUAUGACAUGAAUAGAACACCUAAUGGAGAGAAUACUAAAAAUAUACUAGAUAAACCAAAUAAAAGAAUGGUUAGAUGUUCUUUGUCAGAAGGUGCUUUAGUACAGAAAAAGCAUUAUAAUGAUGAUUCUACUAAAAGGAAAAAAUCCAAAGAAAAUAAAUUAAAAAAAGAACAACAAAAAAUGAGUAUUUGUAGUCAAAUAUAUCCAGUAAAUGAACAAAAAAAGGAUAAUAAUAUGGCUUUUGAAGACAAUAAAGAUAGUAAUAGCAGUAGAUUUAUUGUCGAACCAGUAAUUUCAACAAAAAGGCGGAAUUUAAGCUCCGGACAAUUAUUCCCCUCGGUUAGAGCAGUUCGUAGAAACGCAUUUGCUUUAAUGCCUUGGAAAACAAUUAGCGAUAGUGAUGAAAGUUCUGAGGCAGGUACUUCCCCUCCGAAAAAAAUUUCUUGUCCAGACCUAAAAAUGGCAACUAUGCAUUCACAAUGGGGGCCUUUUGACCAUCAAUUAUCUUUAUCUAAAAAUAUUUCUGAGUAUGUUCGUUCAGUAAAAAGAAAAUUAAGAAUGAUGCAAAAUAAACAUUUAGCAGAACCUGUUGAUUAUGAUUUACAUGAUGAUGAACGUAGAGAAUGGGAAUUAGCUAAAUUAUGUGAGGAAAUAGAGAUUGAAGAAAAAUUAAUUGAUCCUGCCCCGUUUCAAUUGGUAAGAAGAACAUCAGUUUAUAAAGUACAUUCGUUAUUUUCACUUUUGGAUUUAAAUCGAGCAUAUGUAACUGAUCGAGGCCGUUUAGUUGGAGUUGUGGCAUUGAGAGAUUUGAGAAUUGCCAUUCAAAAAUCUCAAAGUGGUUUACCAAUGUAUCGUUCAAAUUUGGAUACAUUAAAAGAAAAAAGACGAAAUUCAGUCUUUCCUGCUGAACAAUCUGUGAAUAUUUCAUCAAAUAAUUUCGGCAGAAAUUCAAUACAAGAUAUAGAUUUGGAAGGUGCGAGGAAAUUGAUUGGAAAUGGGCAUUUUGUUGGAAUAAACUCGAAUGAAGUUUAUUUAGAAGAAAACAACAAAAAUACGAGUGAAUUGGAAGAAAAUAAAGGAAUUCAACAAGAACAAACAACAAGACCAACAAGUCUACAAAUAAUUAGAGAAGAGUUUGAACCAAAAGAAUUAAAUAAUGGAAUAAGGCUUCGGUUAGGUAGUAGAAUAUUUGAAAGUCAAACAUCUUCCACUCCUUUAUCUGAGCAUAUAUCACCAACAGAUCCAAAUAACGUUGCACAAGCUGUGGAAUAUUUAAGGAGAAGAUCAGUGGCAGUGGAAGAUUUAAAAACAUUAGAAGAAACUCCUUUACCUGAAGUUACACAAGAUUUACAAAAAGAGAUGGAAUAA